Messenger RNA from Fusarium subglutinans, 1008 nucleotides. RefSeq names its product cellulose-binding family ii. Lineage: Eukaryota; Fungi; Ascomycota; Sordariomycetes; Hypocreales; Nectriaceae. The transcript is spliced from 3 exons. The coding region runs from base 1 to 1008 and encodes 335 amino acids. The record is from RefSeq and is a predicted model, not a curated record.
AUGUUAUCGCGUACCAGCACCGCCGCUUUCUCAAUGGUAGCCAUAUUUCGUCUUGCUAUAUGCGCCUUUGUGGACUCGCCCAAUGAUCCCAUUCCCGAUCAAUGGAAACAGUCUCUGCCAAUGGCAUGGGAUAAUACUGAAAUCAUGAUGAGUGCCAUUUUUCCAGAUAAUGGUGGACUUUCGAAGUAUCACAACUGGGCUAUUGACCAGAUUAUGGAUGGGAAUGGUACGAUCAAUGUUUGCAUGAAUUGGAUCUCAGAUUCGAUUCUUGAUGAAGAGACGAGAAAAGAUGUCUCCAUCCAACACGUCAAACAAUACCAACAGUGGUUCGAGUGGCUUCCUGGCUGGGACAACUUCCCCUUCAAAGAGGUCAAGUUCAAAAUCAUCGCGUGGGCUAUAGCAAACGACAGCCAGCUGAUAGGAAAUCGUGAUGGCUUCCACGUCUACACCGAGUUUAAAGACAAAGAUGGAAUCAUUGCCUGUGAUCCUGGUUGUUCACGACAUCUCCACCCCGAUGGAGACUACUCUAGCUGUGGACGCGGUGCCGAGAAUCGGUUCCACCAGUACUUCUUUGUUGACAAGAGUUGGGGUGAAUUUAACAUGGGUGCCGCUUCAGGUGAGGGUAUCAAUGUCAGUGAGUAUGGCUGGGACACUGUUGGAAGCAAGAUGGGCAAAUGGUCUAUUCUAGUCCAUGAAACCCUGGAGGCGGAAGCGAUUACGGCCGUUCCGGAAUUCUCAGCUACCAGCUUGCACAUGUCUCGGAAAAUAUCGGUGGACCCUUGGAUGAAGAAGAUCAGUAUCAGUUGGAACCCAUGGCUAAGUAUGGUUCACAAACUUACCGGUAGCGUCCUCAAAAUCACACUGGGCUCCGACAAUGCACAAACCAACUUUGCUUAUCACAGAGGCUUUAUGGAUGCAGAGGCAUACUAUGUCACCUGCGUCACAUCCAAUACUAUCGUGAACCACUCCAAGGCAUCCAGCAACACAGGAUGGAACCUGGGAUGCUAA